CGGCGUUCCUGAGGGACGCACAUGGUUUUGAUGGCAUAUUAUCGAGGCGGGGCAAAAUGGCGGUCCAGCGGAUAUUUGACUUGUAAUAAAUGGGGGACAUCUCUCUUGACGCAUUUUGCCUCACAUCUUGAGAGCUUUGCCAGAGGCUGCUCUGCUCACCUGGUAGACAUCUGAGAUGUCGACGAUCACCUCCCCUCAAGGAUACACCGCCGUAUCAGGGGGGUAUGUCACCCUUGACCCCACCUCGCCGCUCCUGAUUUUCGAUCCCCCACUGGUCCCCUGGUCUUAUAACGCUUCGUUGGGUUUGCCUCCGCCCUCAUCAGCGUGGAAUACUUCUGCACCAGCCUCGUCGUGGAAGGAAUGGGAAAAUACGGGACUGCUGAGCGGGUCUGAGAUUUGGGCAUUCACUGAUACGCCUGGAUCAUCCUUCACGUUCUCCUUUGUGGGGAGCUCCGCAUAUUUUUUCGGAUCCUUUGCGAAUCAGAACACAGCGCAGCAAAACGAAACGCUCAGCGUUACAGUCGACAACGAAGUGAUGACUGCAUCGAACAGUAACUCUGAUAAAGCGUCGCCUUCCGCGCUCACCGUAUCGGGUUUCGGCUUAGGGCAGACGCCAGAAGACGGAUAUCUGGGCUACAUAGGUCAGCUAUCUAACGACUAUCACGAGAUCACUCUGAAGCUCAACAAGGACUGGCUCAACUUGUCGAGCAUUGGGCUGAACUACCUCUCAGGAUCUAGCCAUGCUACGCCUCUGGAAGAAGGUUUUUCGGUGCCCUAUACUUUACCGAACGUGACCAGCGCCUCCGGGUAUGAAGUCGCCGCCAAUGGGACUUGGCUCACUGGUACUCCGCCCUCAUCAUAUCAGUCGACAUGGACGCCGGGAUCUUCGCUGCUUUACAAUAUGCCACCAAACGCAUCGUUUGUCACGUUCAGCGGGUACGCAGGUCCUGAUGCCGGCAACUACUCUGUGACCCUGCAGGAGGUUGGAGUAACCGCCGGAGAACCAGGGACGAUCAGUUGGUAUGGAAUGGCAACAGUUGGAAUGCCUGCGACAACGACCUACACUGCCAAACGUCAAUGGCGAGAGUACGGAUCUGUGCUAUACGCCACCAGUUUAGACACAUUGCAGCAGUACGAGAUGAUUAUCACAUUCCUGGGGCCGGAUGGCUCGCGGUUCGCUGUGGGCGACUUCAACUACAAUGUCGACCAGUUGAUGAUCCCUGGAUCUACAAGCGGCACUGUCCUCAGUACGAAUGACCUCAUUGGCGUGAUUGUCGGAGUUGUGGGGUUCAUCGCGAUCGCCUGCUUUGUUUUGUUCUGCUAUCGCCAACGUCGCAGACGACGAUUACCAACCAUUCGGGGCCCAGAUUUCUACUCCAAGAAUGAUAUACCGAUGGAUCGUGCCAGUUAUUGGGAAGCAGCCAAAGCAGAUGUAGAGGUCAAUGAGCGAGACGAGGUGGUUUUGCCGGAGGUCACUGUUGCUAGACCUCCGCCAAUCAGAAAUACCUGAUGUUCUGGUGCAGGUGGUAUAUAUCAGGUCGAGGAUGGGUCUCGAGGCGUUCUUUUAUGGGUUUUACUUGGGCCGCCUCACAAUCGAAGGGAAUUGUGCUGACAUGGCUAGGGCUUUGGAUAAUAAGAAUCAAGUUGUACGAUGACAGCUAAAGUUUAUAUAAGGCUGAAUAUGAUACUAUGCAGAGAGAUACACCAG
Molecule: messenger RNA, 1708 nt
Organism: Kockovaella imperatae
Lineage: Eukaryota; Fungi; Basidiomycota; Tremellomycetes; Tremellales; Cuniculitremaceae
Exons: 2
Coding region: 176-1510 (444 amino acids)
Source: RefSeq, a predicted model, not a curated record